AUGAUCUCCAGAGCUGCUGUGGCUCCGCCAGCCCACGCCAUUCCCUAUGUCUCGUCUCGCGCCCUGACCUCCGCGGCCGCCGCAUCUCUCCCUCGCUUGACAUCUGCACAGCCAGCCGUUAAACAGUCGCCCGCACCACAAAACCAGCAGCAGUCACAGCAAUUAGCACAGCAGCAGCCGCAAGCACAGCGACGAGGCUUUGCUACCGUUCAAGAUGGCACUGCUGCGCACCCACCACGGGUAUACGGUGGAUUGAAGGACCAGGACAGAAUAUUUCAGAACUUGUACGGACGACAUCCUCCGGACCUAAAGCAUGCCAUGAAAUGUGGAGAUUGGUACAAGACGAAGGAGAUUAUUCUCAAGGGCCACGACUGGAUCAUUUCUGAGAUCAAAACAUCCGGACUUAGAGGCCGAGGUGGUGCUGGAUUCCCAUCUGGUUUGAAAUGGUCUUUCAUGAACUUCAAAGAUUGGGACAAGGAUACCAAGCCCAGAUACCUCGUCGUGAACGCUGAUGAGGGUGAACCCGGUACCUGCAAGGACCGUGAGAUUAUGCGCAAGGACCCCCACAAGCUCAUCGAAGGAUGUCUCGUCUCCGGGCGUGCCAUGAACGCAACUGCAGCAUACAUCUAUAUCCGAGGUGAAUUCUACGAGGAGGCCACUGUUUUACAAAAGGCGAUCAACGAAGCCUACGCUGCGGGCCUCAUUGGAAAGAAUGCCUGCGGUUCCGGAUAUGACUUCGACGUCUACAUUCACCGUGGAAUGGGCGCUUAUAUCUGUGGUGAAGAAACUGCUUUAAUUGAGUCAAUUGAAGGCAAGGCCGGAAAGCCCCGUCUAAAGCCUCCGUUCCCUGCUGCCGUCGGUCUCUUCGGUUGUCCCAGCACUGUCACUAACGUCGAAACCGUUGCUGUCGCUCCCACAAUCUGCCGUCGUGGUGGUAAAUGGUUUGCUGGCUUUGGCCGUGAGAGAAACCAGGGAACCAAGCUGUUCUGUAUCUCUGGCCAUGUCAACAACCCCUGCACCGUUGAGGAAGAGAUGUCUAUUCCUCUCCGCGAACUGAUUGACCGUCACUGUGGCGGAGUUCGAGGUGGUUGGGACAACCUCCUUGCCGUUAUUCCCGGCGGCUCCUCUACUCCCGUGCUUCCCAAGCACAUCUGUGACGACCAGAUGAUGGACUUUGAUGCUCUUAAAGAUUCUCAAUCCGGUCUCGGUACUGCUGCCGUUAUAGUCAUGGACAAGUCUACCGAUAUCGUUCGCGCGAUCUCCCGGCUCUCUGCUUUCUACCGCCACGAAAGUUGUGGACAAUGUACCCCUUGCCGUGAAGGAAGCAAAUGGACCUUGCAAAUGAUGGAGCGAUUCGAACGUGGCCAGGCCCGUGAACGUGAAAUUGAUAUGCUUCAGGAACUUACUAAACAAGUUGAAGGCCACACCAUUUGCGCUUUAGGUGAGGCUUUUGCUUGGCCUAUCCAGGGCUUGAUCCGCCACUUCAGACCAGAACUUGAAGCCAGAAUACGUCAGAACGCGCAGGCAAAUGGAGGAAAGGAGGUCUUUGCCGGUGGUUGGGCUCCCAACACCCGUCAAGAGGGCAAGUUGAUUGCUCCUGGACAGUAG
Molecule: messenger RNA, 1608 nt
Organism: Trichophyton benhamiae CBS 112371
Lineage: Eukaryota; Fungi; Ascomycota; Eurotiomycetes; Onygenales; Arthrodermataceae
Exons: 3
Coding region: 1-1608 (535 amino acids)
Molecular function (GO): FMN binding; 4 iron, 4 sulfur cluster binding; NAD binding
Source: RefSeq, a predicted model, not a curated record